Messenger RNA from Aphanomyces astaci, 3002 nucleotides. RefSeq lists its product as hypothetical. Lineage: Eukaryota; Oomycota; Saprolegniomycetes; Saprolegniales; Verrucalvaceae. The record is from RefSeq and is a predicted model, not a curated record. Bases 1 to 2949 code for a protein of 982 amino acids. The transcript is spliced from 3 exons.
AUGGAGGAGCUACACGAGUGGGGCACCCGCCUGGAGUUGCUAGAUGACAUCCAGGAGAAGGACAUCGUCUUCAAAGACAUCCUCGGCGCUAUUCAAGUCCCAGGUGCCUCGGACGGUGCCAAGAGUCUGGCCGCGCAACUCGUGUCGAAGCAUGUAGCCAACUUUCCGCACCACGAAGACGCAACCAUUGAUGCGUUGGUGUCGUUGAGUCAGCUUGGCGAAGGAAAGCAGAGCCAGUCCGUCCGAAUUCACGCUAUCCUAGGCCUUGUGAUGUUCAUGAAGGGGCAGACCAUCAUCUCCCUCGCGCUGCAUGAGAAGCUGAGUCGGUUCGUUAACAUGACGUUAGCCCGUGAAACGUCCGGGGUCCUCGUGCGUCACUUGACGUCACUUCACAAGCUCCUUGGACCCACACCCAACGUUUCAAUCCCAAAGUCCACAAACCCCGUCACUGCCGCGCCGCCGUCGCCCGCUAAGGUAGACUCGAAACAAGACUUCAUUCCGCCGUCGCCGUUUGUAUUCGUCAAGGGGUUUCAGCGCAGCUCCGACGCAGACCGUUUGCUCGCGUACUUUCAAGUCAUCGACCCCUCGCUCUCCCGCGACACGGUCCAUCUACACAACCUGAACCGAACGCAUCAAAACGUGUUUAUCGACAGUUCGUCCAUCGACAAGGCGCGUGAAAUCAUCCAAUAUGCAUCGACCCAUCCGUUCCAAGGCCGUACCCUGACGGCGCAAUUUGCGCGCGGCCCCGCCGUCACGUCGGUGGUGUUUCAUGCGGCGGACUCGUACCCCACUGACUGGACCGACCUCGAAAGUAUGUGGCCCGACGUGACCGCGGAGCUCCGUCGUCGGUUUCCCAAGGCGCAGUUCGUGACCACCAGCAUCGGCAAAGCCACGUUUGAGUCCCUGGACACGGUCAAGACCCUCGUCACCAAGGGACUGACGGUGAGGGGGGGGCGGAAGAUCUGUGUCGUGUACGACUCGGAUGAGCAAACCGUCGUCGCACACGAGAAACGAACCAAGCAGCCAUCCCAUACAACUCUGGACAACAAGGUGCAGAAACAAGGGGAACGAGCCAAACAUACCCCCUAUCGCCCACCUGCGACGCCGUCCAGUGGAGCUACUGAGUCUGCCGAGGCGGCGGCAGCUUCCAACGCUGCUUGUACCGCGGCGUCUCCACUUGUCGCCACCAACGACAACGUGUCGCCUCGAACGUCCUCCUGUCAAGGGGUGCUGCUCCCGUCGCCUUCCAAAUACACCGAUCCUUCGCAAGAAGGUCCCCUCAAGGACCCCUCCCCGCCCCGCCUCUACAACUCUCCUCGUCGAACCAACAAUCACACCACCCCCGACGUCCGGAAUCAGAACGAUCGGGCACGCGAUGCCCCGCGGACGAACAGCCGGUCCCGCGACCGCCGACCGCUGCUCCCUCCGCCCGUCGAUUCCGACAAACGGCAGCCUGUGUCACUGGGUGAAAUCGCCCGCGCUGGCGGGUCGGACAGAUACAACGACACGUUGCACCAACGCCGUGGUCUGCGAGAGGAUGAGAGAGUUAACAGACUGGCGCCUCGCGACUUGGAGCGCCGGACAUCCCGAGACCGAGGUCCUCCUGUUUCGAACCGACCGCAGACGAUCGGCGAGAUGGCGCGGGCGGGCGGCGGUUCGUUGUUGGAUCGUCGGUCCCGAUCACGAGACCGGCGUCCUCCUCCGUCGAGUCGCCCGCAGCCAACCCUCGGCGACAUUGCCCGGUCCGGCGGCGGCUCGUUGUCGUGUCGACCUCGGUCCCGAGACCGAGGUCCUCCUGUUUCGAACCGACCGCAGACGAUCGGCGAGAUGGCGCGGGCAGGUGGCGGCUCCUUGUUGGAUCGUCGGUCGCGGUCGCGGGCACGGGCACCCCGCUCCCCUCCUCCAUCCGGCCGGCAGUCGCAGCCGACGAUUGGCGACAUUGCACGGGCUGGCGGCGGGGACGUGUCGAGUCGGUCGUGUUUUGCAGACGCCCCGCGACGACAGAGCAGCAGCAGCGCAGACAGACACAGCACACACCACUCGACAGGUUACACCGACUCCCUCAGCGCCGCGGGUCGGACGGCUCCGUACGCCUCCACCAGUGACAGACCUCGAACCCAAGACACCCGAUCGGCAUUGCCAAACCAAGACAGAUCAGCUACGGGCGGCAGCCGCACGCUGGGGGAAAUCGCCCGAUCGGGGGGGGGUUCGCUGGGAACUGUGCGGUCGCGGUCCCGCGGGCGUCCGGACCAUCGCGAACCGCGACGGUCGAGGUCCCGUCGGCGUCCGGACAAUCCACCUCAAGCGUCCUCCGAGCCGGUGCCCGCUGGUCGCGGGAGUUCACGAUGGGAAGCCAAGGAAAGGAAUACGCCCAGCAAACCCGCCAAAGAUUCGGACGAGGGGGGAAAUCUCCCAUCGUCGAGUGGUGGUGCUGCUGCUACCACGUCUCGAAGUACUGGGGACAAUGCCCAAGUGAAGCGAAAAGAGUGUGCGUAUGCACACGAUCGGAACCAACGGCCCCGGCAUAACGACGACAACGAUGUCACAGGGCGACCUCCGGCGUCGUCGGACUUUUACACGGGCCGCCCCCAUGUGGAUUACAGCAGCGCUGUCACAAGUCGAGACGACUCAUUCCGACGUGCGGAUCGGCUUGACCAAGGCAGCAAGUCGUCCCCGGCAAGAUCCAGACACCAGCUGUCGUCGUCGAAUGACCGAGAAGCUCCCGCGGAGAGAUUAGCGGCAUCUGCCGACCGAUCGACGCCGGAACGACCCGUCAUGGCACGAACGAUUGAGAUGCUGCAGGACAAGAAGGACGGCGGCGGCGACGGCGGCCAUUACACGCCCGACUCGGACACGGGGUCGUUGCAGUUGCGCGACAUUCUAAACCCCGCGCGGCAUUCCCAGUAUGAAGUCGACGAAUGCGAAGUCGAUUACAGCGACGACGACUAAGCCAAAGAAGUACCUAUGUAAAUAUGACAUGUGUUCAACGUGUGGAUGGCCGA